AUGUCUGACAUGUUCUAUGACCGAGAUUCAAGGGCUCGGGGUUGCUUGACUUUAAGCUCAAAAACAUCACCUCUUGCUCAAAAGAGAUGGUCUACAUCGAAAACACCUGAAGACCCAAAGAAUCAGGUUCCCGCAGAACCUAAAUCCGCCACAAAACGCCUUCUCUCCAAAAUUCCCAUUGGUAGAAGCCAUGAGAACAUCUACACCAUCCCCAAUAUUCUCACCUUCUCUCGGCUGGUGGCGGCACCUGUAGUAGGAUAUCUGCUCGUCCAUGACUACCAUGCAGCUGCCCUUUCGCUUUUUGCAUAUGCGGGUAUAACUGAUCUAGUCGAUGGCUGGAUCGCCCGAAAGUACCAUCUGCAGACGGUCGUCGGAACCAUCAUUGACCCCAUGGCGGAUAAGUUGCUGAUGACAAUCGGGGUUGCCUGCUUGGCGGUGAAUGGCUCUCUUCCCGUGUGGUUGGCUGUUAUCAUCCUGGGUCGCGAUGUUGGCUUGGCUAUCUCGGCUAUCUACUAUCGCUGGAUUUCACUUCCACCUCCCAAAACGAUGGCUCGGUACUGGGAUUUCUCGCUUCCAUCGGCCGAGGUGAAGCCCACCGAGAUCUCCAAGAUUAAUACUGCGCUGCAGUUGAUGCUGGUUGGUAGUGCGAUCGCUCUUCCUGUGGUGCCAGAGGCAAUCAUCAGUGCCUGGCAUUUAAGCGAGGCUAUGACUGGAUUUCAGUAUCUGGUCGCCACCACCACUAUCUGGUCGGGUCUAAGCUACGUCUUCUCCAACAAUGCGGUAAAGAUCUUGACCAAGGACGAGAUUCAGAAGCGUAUCGCACAGGCGGAAGCAAAGCGUAAGCCAUAA
This is a messenger RNA of Penicillium canariense, 849 nucleotides long. Its product is annotated as cardiolipin synthase. Gene Ontology annotation, cellular component: membrane; mitochondrion. Gene Ontology annotation, biological process: cardiolipin biosynthetic process. Gene Ontology annotation, molecular function: cardiolipin synthase activity. The transcript is spliced from 4 exons. Bases 1 to 849 code for a protein of 282 amino acids. The record is from RefSeq and is a predicted model, not a curated record. NCBI's taxonomy places the organism in Eukaryota, Fungi, Ascomycota, Eurotiomycetes, Eurotiales, Aspergillaceae.